AUGAAAGCUCACACCGGCCCGGCAGCACCACAAAAUCGCACAACUCGUCAAUCCGGCUACGGAUCAGCCACCCCUGAAGUGAAUCCUGCUCCUAAUCUUCAAUGUGAAGGUUGCUGUUUGCCGGGUCCACCAGGACCAGCUGGACCACCCGGAAAACCCGGCAAACCCGGCCGUCCAGGAGCACCAGGAACUCCAGGAGUACCCGGAAAGCCACCCACGGCGCCAUGUGAACCUACCACUCCCCCACCAUGCAAGCCUUGCCCACAGGGACCACCCGGCCCACCAGGACCACCAGGACCACCUGGAGAUCCAGGAGAGGCUGGAACC
Strongylus vulgaris is the source of this 327-nucleotide messenger RNA. Lineage: Eukaryota; Metazoa; Nematoda; Chromadorea; Rhabditida; Strongylidae. The record is from the annotation of a GenBank genome assembly.